AUGCUAACCUAUUGGGAGCGUCGUUUAAGGAGCAUCUGUUCUCGGUUCUAUAGAAGGCAUCCUAUAAAUUAUUGGCGGACCAGGAGUAAUUGUAGAAGUGAGACGAACGUCACGCGAAGGAAGUACAACCGAGGCAGAAUUGUGCGGAGAAAGGAGUGGCUAGUCGGAGGUGUCAAGAGAGGUAGUGGCCGGGCAUUUAUGGUUUUGGUGAGGCGCCGUGAUGCUGCCACCCUGACGAACAUUAUUCUCAAAUUCAUCCGACCAGGAACAACAAUAAUGUCCGAUUCAUGGAGAGCAUAUUCGCAGCUGUCUAGAUUGCCUGCAGGAUAUCGACACCUCACCGUAAAUCACAUGGUUAAUUUUGUCGAUCCUCAAACGGGUGCACACACCCAGAACAUCAAAUGGUUGUGGCAGAAGUUCAAGAUGGUGCCCAAGAAGAAGUAUGGUCUGUUUGCGAAGAGAUACACCGAUUACAUCAGGGAAUUCCUGUGGCGUCGCGAGUUUGGAGAGCCUGGAGAGAUCAUCUCUAACUUAUUCGAGCAUGUUCUGGAAAUUUAUCCGUGUUGA
This is a messenger RNA of Haemonchus placei, 567 nucleotides long. The record is from the annotation of a GenBank genome assembly. Lineage: Eukaryota; Metazoa; Nematoda; Chromadorea; Rhabditida; Trichostrongylidae.